GCGGAGCUGGAGGCUGCAGCGCCUCGGAGCGCAUCAGACUCGGCCCCUCCCCUCCGCGCUCUGCGGCGGCCCGCCCUACUCACACAAGAGCCCCGUCUGCGUUCUGCCCGAGUCUGGGGGUGGGAGAAGGAAGCCCGUACGGCCUUGGAAACCAAACAAAAAAAAUACAAAAGGUCUUAUAUUAUGCAGAUGACCGGUGGAGACAAUGGAUGAAGAUGUAACGGCUCUCAGUCUCCAUUCCCAUGAGCCCAAGAUAAUAUUCCAUGGGGCAGGUGACGGAGAAGACGACGAGGUGGUGGUAGAACUUCAGGAGUCUGUUCUGGUGUCUGACGUCGAGGGUGAGAAGAUCGCGGUGCACGGCCUCGCCCAUGAGGAACUGGUCAUCCAGGAAGCCAUCGAGGAUGUGGUGGCGGAGUACGUGCCAUGCACAGAUGAUGACGAAGCGCUUGGCACCAUCGCUGUGGAGACCUGUGUGAUGUCACCCGAUGAUGUGGCUCUGGACGAGGAAGGACUGCAGGUUGAUGUGGUGACUGACGCUCAGGUACAGGAGGAUCCUGACACCUGUGGAGACUACCUCAUGAUCUCUUUGGAUGAGGCUGGAAAGGUUGUUUCGGAUGAGGAUGCUAAAGUCACUAUUGAGGGCACUUUAGAAGACUCGGAGGAUGUGGAGAAGGAUGAUGAGGGUCAAGAGGUCAUCAAAGUGUACAUCAUCAAGGCUCACCCAGAGGAGGAGGACUUGGGAGGCACUGUUGACAUAGGAGACGCUGAGCUUGAUGUGGAUGAAACCGUGGAGCUGGUGGAUUCCUCUGGAAUGCCGAUAAGGGAAAAGAUGGUGUACAUGUCAAUGGAUGAAGCCAAUCAAAACCAGGAUGACAUCAAUGUGGCUAAAAUCACAGAUGAAGUGUACAUGGAAGUAGUGGUGGGCGGUGAGGACCCUGGAAGUGCUCAGCGGGCAAUUGAAAAUGUGUCACUCAGCAAAGACUUCAUGCCUGUGGCUUGGGCAGCUGCUUACGAUCCAGCUUCUUCACGAGAGAGUGGCAUUCCAGUGGAUGACGAACGGCGGAGGCGUAGCAUAAGCUCUGGUGGAGAGGAGAGUGAAAGCUGUGAGAACAGGAACGGAGCAGCUAGUGCUUUACUGCACGUUGAUGAAUCUGAUAUGAUCGAAAGACUCAGUCGUCAACGAAGCAAGAACAAGAGCAAAAAACGUUCUGAACUUCGUCACGUUCAAACAGCAAUCAUCAUUGGACCUUACGGCCAGCCUCUUACGGUGUACCCUUGCAUGCUAUGUGGAAAGAAGUUCAAGUCGCGUGGUUUCCUCAAGCGCCACACCAAGAAUCACCAUCAGGAUGUCGUAAACCGCAAGAAAUACCAGUGCACGGACUGUGAUUUCACCACUAACAAAAAAGCCAGUCUCCACAACCACAUGGAGAUCCACACCCUCAGUAGUAAAGCCCCAUUCGAGUGUGAAGUCUGCGGAAAAGAGUUCCACCAGCAGGCGGCGCUGUUCUCUCACCGUCUGCAGCACCACCACAGAGAAUCCAAGAUUCAGAUUCCACCACCUACAACCAAAAUGCACAAAUGCAAAUUCUGCGAAUACGAAACGGCAGAACAAGGACUUCUAAACCGACACCUGCUUGCCGUUCACAGUAAGAAUUUCCCGCAUAUAUGUGUGGAGUGUGGGAAAGGUUUCCGACAUCCAUCAGAGCUGAAAAAACACAUGAGAACACACACCGGAGAAAAACCGUACUCCUGCCUGUACUGCGACUACAAAUCAGCCGACUCGUCUAAUUUAAAGACGCACGUUAAGACCAAGCAUAGCAAAGAGAUGCCAUAUAAGUGCGACCGAUGUUUCCAAACAUUUGCCGAACCGGAUGAGCUGUUACAACACGGAUUGACACACGAGGAGGCCAAAACACACCAGUGCACCCACUGUGAUCACAAAAGCUCAAAUUCGAGUGACCUGAAGCGCCACAUCAUUUCAGUUCACACCAAAGACUAUCCACAUAAAUGCGAAGUCUGUGGAAAAGGCUUCCACCGGCCAUCCGAGCUCAAAAAGCACUCGGCCGCCCAUAAGGCUAAGAAGUUACACCAGUGUAGGCAUUGCAAUUUCAAAAUCGCUGAUCCGUUUGUUCUCAGUCGGCAUAUUUUGUCAGUGCACACCAAAGAACAGCAAGCGUUCCCUGAUAAAAAGGGUCUUAAGAAGACAUUUGGACUGGGUGCUCAUGGAGGUAAGAAAAUUUUGGGCGGCGCCGGUUUGUCUAAGGGUCACCGGGAACGCCGGGUGUACCAGUGCCAGUAUUGUGACUACAGCACUGGUGACGCGUCUGGUUUCAAGAGGCAUGUGAUUUCCAUUCACACCAAAGACUAUCCUCACCGAUGUGAUUUCUGCUCGAAAGGCUUCCGCAGACCGUCGGAGAAGAAUCAGCACAUUAUGCGGCAUCAUAAAGACCUAAUGCCUUCCAUGUGAUCUUUGCAAUCGGAAACCCAUUAGGAAAAGCUCUGAUGUAGCUGUGGUCUUCAGGGCCAAAAGCUGACCGUUGGAAAGCCGACUAGAAGCUUGUUCGGAUUCCAGAUUGUACAGUCAGGCUGAAAGUGCAAGGAAAUGGAGAAAAAAGCUAAAAUCUAAACAUGUAGUGUCCAGUUGGAAGUUACACUGCUGUAAUGUUCUGAAGACACAUUUUUUAAAAAGUUAAAUCAACCUUUCUUGUGUCUAAAUCAGCUGACCAGCUUUAGAUUAUUGCGGAAAUAGAUAAACUUGCAUACUAAUCCAUCAAGGGUGUUUUAUGUUGGAGCGUCUGGAUAUAAAUUUGAAUUAUGACUCCUGUAUUGCAUGUUACACAAAACAUGUUUGAACAGCUUUGGUGAUUGUGGUGUUUGUGCACAUGCGUUUACAAGUACAAAAUUUCGGAAAAAGCCUUGAAAAGGUCCGUUAAAUUACAGUGCUAAUGCUUUAUCGACUGGUUUCUUAGCUUCGGAUGAGCAGAAUGUCUAAUUAAAGUGAACUGAAAACUCACAUUAUGCCGUGGCUGCUAAAACUUUGUUUUAAUUUGAGAUGAUAAUAGCUGUUUAGACUUUUGGGAAACCCAUCUUUCAUUGAUUUACUAAUAACAGCUGAAUAUGAAUUUAAUGUAGGACAGGGUUUCUUGGUAAUAUUUACAAUAAACAAAAUUAUAUUGCGAAUAGUACUCGACUCGCGAAGAGACAUUAAAUCAAGCCGAAUGGGUGGUAAUCUAAAUUUGUUUUAAUUUAGACGCUAGUAUGCUUGGGUAUUUCUUGAAUGUGGCCGUUUGGCUUUUGGUCUGUUUGUUGUAAAACUCACCCUCAAAUUAUUGUUGUUAUUAUUAUUGUUAUUAUUAUUAUAUUAAGACGUUUAGGGUAAAUUUUAUUUUUUACACAGAUACUGAAAAUGUAUAAUUUGGAAUAAAGAGAUUCUAAAAGAUGUUAUGUUAUGUGUAUAUGAAAUAUUUGUAAAUACAGAAGUAAUAAACAGUAUUUUGUGUCCAAAUAGUAUUUUAUUUUUUUUUUAUUUUUCAAGAUGAAAUGACAUGCAAAUGGGCAAUCUGAAUAAAUCACACCAGCGUUUCUCGUUUGUAAACCAAUUUAAUCUAACAGCAGUAAACAAAACCAG
Molecule: messenger RNA, 3628 nt
Organism: Labeo rohita (rohu)
Lineage: Eukaryota; Metazoa; Chordata; Actinopteri; Cypriniformes; Cyprinidae
Gene: zfx
Product: zinc finger protein X-linked
Exons: 9
Coding region: 206-2467 (753 amino acids)
Biological process (GO): regulation of transcription by RNA polymerase II
Cellular component (GO): nucleus
Molecular function (GO): metal ion binding; DNA-binding transcription activator activity, RNA polymerase II-specific; RNA polymerase II cis-regulatory region sequence-specific DNA binding
Source: RefSeq, a predicted model, not a curated record